Messenger RNA from Cylas formicarius (sweet potato weevil), 2992 nucleotides. RefSeq lists its product as uncharacterized. NCBI's taxonomy places the organism in Eukaryota, Metazoa, Arthropoda, Insecta, Coleoptera, Brentidae. The record is from RefSeq and is a predicted model, not a curated record. The transcript has 8 exons. Bases 136 to 1764 code for a protein of 542 amino acids. Gene Ontology annotation, molecular function: zinc ion binding.
AAACAAGUCAAACGUCAAAACGUCGGGGAAUAUGAUGUGCGAAACAAAAACAUUUUGUUUGGCAGAAGAUAAAAAAUCUUUCGAAUUUUGUAUGUAAUACGUAAGAAGUCAAUUUAAAUCAAGAUUCCCAAGAUAAUGUUUCGACAUCUCCUUUUAAUGUCAGGAUUGACUUCUACUUGCAACAGAGAUUGUUCGGGACGGGGAGAAUGUAAUAAUGGAACAUGCAUGUGCGACAUUAGAUUUACAGGGGAACUUUGUGAUGACCCCAACUUACCCUAUCAUGCUGGUAUUGGAGGAGUUUUCAUAUUCAUAGCCUUAAUCUGCGCCAUUCAGCUUAUAAUGUGUAUCAUAUCUGAAUACCAAAGAAUGAAAGCACCCUCUCUAUUACGAGCUUGUAAGAUUACAACGCAGAAAAUGAUAUAUUUGGUAAUUUGUUUGGCUGGUUUAAUAAGAGGUGCCUAUUUUAUAUUUCCAGAAUCAUUUGAAUAUGGUUGGUCCAAUAGUUUAUUGUCGUCUUAUUAUCCAUUGUUGAUGUCUAGUGCAUCUCUGAUUGUAUGCUUUUGGGCCGAGGUCUUUCAUUUACAAGGUGUGCAUUAUGAGAAACCACAGUUCAUCUCCAAGUCAUUUUUGGGAUUUAUAACUUUUAAUAUUAUCAGUUAUGGUUUGCUGUUUGCUGAAUUCAUUACAACUCAAAUUGCAGAACCUCCACCGAAUGAUCCAGGUUUUUACAACCACCUCUUCAAUGGUUGUUAUGCAGUGCUUAUGUUCAUAGUGGUUAUAUUUUUCCUAAUCUAUGGGGUUGAAGUAUAUUUUAAAGUCCGUGGUGGUUUUGUGUCAAAAACUAUUGCAUGGGCUCCAUCUAGGGAAUCAGAACCUUUACAAAGUGAUCAUAUUGAUGUGAGGCCCCAAAUAAAUGUAUCCCAACUACAUCAAUCACGCAUAGGUCUGCUCAGUCAAGCACUUAUGCUUAUUGUUAUAGCAGGUUUCCUAUUUUCUGAAACCUUAAGUGAAUUUUGGAAAACUAAAGUACCAAUUAAUUCAAGGAAUUUGCAUGACGUGAUUUUCAGGGUAGUCGAAAUAGGAGUUGCCAUAUGGUUUCCGGCUGUACUUUGGAACUGUAUGCAACCUUCAGAACUAUGGAUAUUGAAUCCCAGAAAGUUGUUGGCCAAAUUCGAUCAACCAAAAUGUUCAGAAACAGAAAUGUCAUCAGUCGAUGGAAAGACAGGAAAGGAGGGGGAUGGCAGGGAGGAUGAUGAAUUUUUGGAUAAAAGAGAGUGUUGGAUUUGUUAUGAUAAUGAGAAAAAGGAACCCUUUAUCCAACCAUGUGACUGCACAGGGGAUGUAUCAAGUGUACAUCAUGAAUGUCUAAGAAGGUGGUUGAUGGAAAGUUCAUCCUCUAAUAAUGAACCAUUACGCUGCAAAGUGUGCAAAUAUGAAUAUGAUAUAUGCCGUAAUAGCGAGUUGAAGUGGGAUAAAGGAUUUACUGCUAAACACUGGGGUAGCACAGCUGUAAUAGUCACUUGCAUGUGUGUCACUAUUGCCUGUGCCUGGAUUGUCAUCCAGCUUUACGCAAAUUCAUAUAUUAGGAUGCUAGCUGCCAGUAUUGCACUAAUUGUGAUAUAUAUUUGCAUAAGAUUUUUAGGUCAAAACACUCUGAGUGCUUAUCAACGAGCCAAAGUAGCUGCUCUUAGUAUUGGCGAUCACGUGACAACUAUAAGUGCCAAUGUCAAUACCUCAAAUUCUCAGACCCAGGAGACUUUGUGAAGUUUAAUGAUAUUCAGUAGUGUGGGAGAUUAACAGCAUUAAUAAAAACUGUAAUGCAUUAAGAAUAUUUCCAUAAGUUCCAUGAAGGAGAUUUUUGAAUCUUGUAGUAAGGUUAAAAUUUGCAAUUUUAGGGCCAAUAUCUAUGCCAAUAUCAAUACAAUUUUGAAUAUUGUAACUGUUAGCUAUAAGAUUAAAAAGUAAUCGAAUAUUCCGUUUUAAUCGAAAACCGUUUUUUUAGAUAUUGUUCUAUAAUUAUUGUAGAUAAAUUUGUAUAUUCAUAUUUCUUUUAAAUAGGUGUAGAAUGUAGGAUUCUUCCAUAGGAAUUAGUUAUGCUGUAUAUAUCUGAUUAUUAAUUGGAAUAUUUUUAGUUUUUUUCCUGUUACCAGCAUACAUGUUGGUUGGUUAUUACUGAAAGAAAUAAACCGUACCUAUGCUUGAGUCUGCUAUUGUGAGUUUCAUGUGAAUUGCAGCAGUAAUCAUAAUUUUUGUUAGUUUCUCUUGAUCACAAUCUUUAUAUUGAAUUAUUUUAAAUUUUUAAUAUAUUGUUGCACCUCAUAAACUAAAACUACCAGGGCAGGAAACUUGCCGCUCCAUUUCCCAGUAAAGCUAAUGUAUGAAAUAAUUAAUUUAAUGAACACAUAUUGUUUGGAAUUUAAUCACACUGUGAAACAUCGCACAAGACAGGACAAAAAAUGCUUUUAUCCCAGUCACUAAAAUCACUAAUCCAUUUCAGCGGUUGUUUUAACUAAAUUUUUGAAAAGCUUCUGUCUUCAAACAAAAAUACCCUUCAUUAACAAUUUAACUAACCAUUUUGACAAAGUGACGUAGCGGUGCUUUAAAAUAUAUGUUAAAUGUACUUUUGCAGACUUGUCUCAAACAUAGAUUUUAGAAAACCAACUCUUAUGGCAGAAAAAAAUUUUGUUGUAAUGUGAAAUUCUAAGCGUAAAACUCAGUUUUUUUUCAUUUACGUUAAAGUUUAAAUUUUCAGUUAGUUUAAAGAUAAAAAGAUAAUAAUAGAACUUUUGUUUAGGAUCUUUUUUGUUCUUAAUGUAGGGACUAGGAUUUAUUUAACGAGGUUAUAAAUAUUAAUUCUACCAUAUAAUCUCAUGUAAAUAGAUAGUUGAUAGAAAUUAGUUUGUUCUGAUGCCAAAAAGUGACGUACUUAAAAAAAUUUUUCGUUGUUGAAUGUUAACUUUGUAAAUGUUUGCAAAUAAAAAUAAAAUUGACA